AUGUCGACGAUUUCUAGCAGCCAUCCGGGUGGCGCCAACUGGGUCGAGCAGAGCAACAACCCGCUACCGCAAGUGGUCGUCUACUCUGCUCCUGAGGCCGUGAGCAUUUCGAUGAAUAACCUCGGGACCGGCAUCGGCAGCGACGGCACCAAGGACGGCACCAAGGUUCACGCAGGCGAAGAUGACGCCUCGGAGAAUGACGCUGAGCAAGGCAGCCCUCCAGAGCCUCCUCCUGGAGAAACGUCGCGUCUUUGGAAUUGGAAGACAAUGAUCGGCAUCUGCAUAGGCCUUCUCAUCCUCGCCAUCGUGGUUCCUCUCACAGUCACACUGUCCACCAAGAAUCACACCUCUGGUCCAGAUAAGACCGAGAACCUUGCUACUUCUUCUGCCUCAUCGCCAUCGUCUUCCCCCACAACUACCUCUCUGACCUCGCUCCCAGCUCCAUCCUCGACUCUCACGCCGGCCCUCGAGUGCGUCGAGUCCAAGUUCAUCCGGGAAGUCAACUGGCUCGGUAUCGACAAGGGUGGCGGCGGUUGGCUGUACAACUUGUACCCAGCCAAAAGCGCCCAGGACUGCUGCACAAUCUGCCACCUUGAAACUUCUGACGGAUGCAAUGGAUGGCUGUACAUACCGGAGAACUCAUCGACGCCAUCAUGUUCCAUUAUCCACGGCUUCGACGGCCCGAGCGAUAGUGACUCCUGCCCGAAGGGCCGUCCAGAUAUCGUCUUCACAAAGGCUGGCAAUAAGGAGAGCUAUGGUGGACCAGGUCCUUGUGCAGGCUCAGUGCGAGGAUGA
This is a messenger RNA of Colletotrichum phormii, 795 nucleotides long. RefSeq lists its product as uncharacterized. The transcript is spliced from 2 exons. The record is from RefSeq and is a predicted model, not a curated record. NCBI's taxonomy places the organism in Eukaryota, Fungi, Ascomycota, Sordariomycetes, Glomerellales, Glomerellaceae. Bases 1 to 795 code for a protein of 264 amino acids.